Molecule: messenger RNA, 682 nt
Organism: Polypterus senegalus (gray bichir)
Lineage: Eukaryota; Metazoa; Chordata; Cladistia; Polypteriformes; Polypteridae
Product: C-type lectin domain family 10 member A-like
Exons: 8
Coding region: 88-651 (187 amino acids)
Source: RefSeq, a predicted model, not a curated record
CUCUUCUGAUUCUUUUGUGAACUUUGUUUUGAAAACACCCUUGGAGAACAUUGAUUGUAAUAAACUACUGUAGAAGGCUGUAACACAAUGGAACAACAACAAGGACUUCAAGAAAGUUGCAAUCAUGUAAAAUGGGCUGUCAUAGCAGUGUUUCUUUCUGGAUGCAUCCUAGCAGCAUACAGAGUAAUUGAAUAUAAGACAAUAAUAUCUCCCAAUGGACAAGGACAAAGUAUAGGUGACUCUCCCAAUGAACAAGGACAAAGUAUAGGUGACUCUAAUCACAAAGAACUGCAAUGGUGGGAUCACAAGGGAAAAUCAUAUUAUUUUGAAAAUUCUGACAGAAAAGGAUGGGCUUAUGCUGACAUGUUUUGCAAAAAGAGAGGUUCAAACCUCACUAUAAUUAAGAAAAAUGAGGAAAUGAACUUCAUAUUGGAUCAUAUUGUGCUUCAUACUUGGACUGGAGUGAAAAAAAAGAAUGAAAAAUGGAUUUGGAUCGAUGGGACAGCCUUAGGAAGAGAAAUAUUUGCUGAUGUUGAACAACAGAAGAAUGGGCAUGAUUGUGGUAGUAUAAUGAAAGGUGGUAUAUUGUUAGCAGCACCUUGUAAAACUCCUAAUUACUGGAUCUGUGAAAAGUUUACUGUGCAGAAGUGAUAUACUGUAUACUGUAGAUCUCUUAAACAUA